Messenger RNA from Dufourea novaeangliae, 968 nucleotides. RefSeq names its product ferritin heavy polypeptide-like 17 (gene Fer2LCH). Gene Ontology annotation, cellular component: cytoplasm. Gene Ontology annotation, molecular function: ferric iron binding; ferrous iron binding. Gene Ontology annotation, biological process: intracellular iron ion homeostasis; iron ion transport. NCBI's taxonomy places the organism in Eukaryota, Metazoa, Arthropoda, Insecta, Hymenoptera, Halictidae. The transcript is spliced from 4 exons. The record is from RefSeq and is a predicted model, not a curated record. The coding region runs from base 123 to 794 and encodes 223 amino acids.
GACACUGUUGACGCUGUUAUUCGUUGUUCAUUGUGGUUCAUUCGGUUCAUUGUUGGAAGAACGUCGAAGCGAGAGUAUUCACGUUGCCUCCCUUUAAACGAGCACAUCGUUUGAACAGAAAAAUGUUGUCCUUUGGAAUAUUGUCUAUUCUUUUGGCAGUAGCAUCUGCCGAAUUCUGCUAUCCUGAUGUAGAAAAAGCUUGUGGCACAACACCCAUACCAGCAGAUGAACAACUGAUGCCAAAUUGUAAUGCUAAAUAUGGAGCUAUUCAAGAGCUUCAAGCUGAUCUUCAAGCAUACGCGAGUGCUAAUAUUGAGUCCAGUUUUGAAUUUUUAUUAAUGUCAAGUUUCUUUGGAAACUACGAGGCUAAUCGCGAUGGGUUCAAAAAAUUAUAUCGUAAAUAUUCUGAUCAACUGUGGGAGGAUUCAAUUAAUGUAAUAAAAUAUAUUACAAAACGUGGUGGUGAAAUGAACUUUAAUCAGUUACCACGUAUUCAGAAAUCUGUGAAUGGAAGCAGAGUAUUAGAAUUGAAUGAACUUAACAGUUUAGCUAAGGCACUUGACACUCAGAAACAACUUGCCACUGAAGCACUCAGAAUUCAUUCUGAAGCAAUGCCUUACAAUAAGCAUGAUGCAGCUGUUGCUCAUUACAUUGAAGAACAGUUCUUAGAAGGACAUACUGAACGUGUAAGAGAGCUAGCAGGCUAUACAACCGAAUUGAAGAGUUUGUCAUCUCAACAUAAUCCAGCUGUUUCUGUAUUCUUGUUUGAUGAAAUCCUGAAGAAAAGUUUGUAAAAUACUUCCAACCAAAGUUACAGAUGUGUAAUACUGAAUCUUAUAUUUAAUUAUUACUAUUAAAAUUCUUUGUAUCAAUAACUUCUGUUCACUGAAAAGUACUUUUUUUUUCUUUCAUUUUUUUCGUAAAGUUCUAUGUGUGAAGUUAAUGAAUUUACUAUAUAAUGUUAUUUU